AUGCCUUCAAAUAGAAAUUCUUUUAUUUCUUCAAAAUCUCCUUCUAAUUUUUCACUGCCUCAAUUUGAAUCACAAUCAAAUUUUAAUCCAUAUGAAGCAGUAAAUAAUCAAUAUAAUCAAGAUUUAUAUCAACAAUCAACUUCAAAACCUAAACUAAUAUCUAAUAAUGAUGCAAAUUUAAUACCCAAUUAUAAAAAAAUUGAAAAUCAUCAAACAAUAAAAUCAAAAAAUAAUCAUAGAAUGAAAAUUGUUGUUGUUGGUGAUGGUGCAGUUGGUAAAUCAUGUUUAUUAAUAAGUUAUUCACAAAAUAAAUUCCCUGAAAUUUAUGUUCCAACUGUUUUUGAAAAUUAUAUUGUUCCAUUAAUGUCACCUCAAGGUAAUAAAAUAUUUGAAUUAGAAUUAUGGGAUACUGCAGGUCAAGAAGAAUAUGAUAGAUUAAGACCUUUAAGUUAUAGAGAUGUUGAUUUAUUAAUUGUUUGUUUUGCUUUAAAUAGUAUUACAAGUUUACAAAAUAUAAAAUCAUUAUGGUUUCCAGAAAUUAGUCAUUAUUGUCCUAAUGUACCUAUAAUUUUAGUUGGUACAAAAGCAGAUUUACAAUCAGAUAUAUCAGAUGAAUUAGCUUAUAAAGUAGCAACAGAAAUAAAAGCUAUAGCAUAUAUUAAAACUUCAUCAAAAACAAUGUUAAAUGUAAGACAAACUUUUAAUUUUGCAUUAAAUCAUUAUCAAAAAGAAAUUGAAAUAAUGGAACAAUAUGAAACAAGUAAAAGAAAAAGAAUAAGUAAAAGAUUUAGUAAUAAUGGUUCAGGUAAUUAUGGUAAUAACAGUGGGAAUUAUGAUCAUAUAAGAAAUAAAAGUACUGCAUCAUCAACAACAAGAAGAAAUCAUAUGAAAAAUUCAAGUUUAGGUUCAAGUGUAUUAAUGGAUCAACCAUUAACUGAAGAUAAUUAUGAAAAUAAUCCUUAUGGAAAUUUUAAUAGUUCAAAUGGUGGUGGUGGUGUUGGUGGUAAUUAUAAUUUAAGAAAUAAUAAUGGUGAAUUUGAUUUUAUUGAUGAAAGAAGAAAAAAAGAAAAAAAGAAAUGUAUAAUACUUUAG
Molecule: messenger RNA, 1092 nt
Organism: Lodderomyces jiufengensis
Lineage: Eukaryota; Fungi; Ascomycota; Pichiomycetes; Serinales; Debaryomycetaceae
Gene: CRL1
Product: Rho family GTPase
Exons: 1
Coding region: 1-1092 (363 amino acids)
Biological process (GO): small GTPase-mediated signal transduction
Molecular function (GO): GTP binding; GTPase activity
Source: RefSeq, a predicted model, not a curated record